Bombyx mori (domestic silkworm) is the source of this 6499-nucleotide messenger RNA. It is a transcript of the gene Blimp-1, whose product is annotated as PR domain zinc finger protein 1. The record is from RefSeq and is a predicted model, not a curated record. Gene Ontology annotation, cellular component: nucleus; cytoplasm. The transcript has 9 exons. Gene Ontology annotation, biological process: cell fate commitment; regulation of transcription by RNA polymerase II. Lineage: Eukaryota; Metazoa; Arthropoda; Insecta; Lepidoptera; Bombycidae. Gene Ontology annotation, molecular function: RNA polymerase II cis-regulatory region sequence-specific DNA binding; DNA-binding transcription repressor activity, RNA polymerase II-specific; protein binding. The coding region runs from base 575 to 3787 and encodes 1070 amino acids.
AGAUGGGAAAAAUUGUGAGGUUCGACCAUGGCAUUGGGCAAGGGCGGGCUGGUGCGGUGCGGGGGGCCUGUCGUUGUCUCGCUCGCUCGCAGCAGUUCAUUCACCCGGAGCACGGAAGAGCAGCGCUGUGGAGCGCGGGCGCAGGUAACGCCGCAGCGGACGCUGUGCACGGAUAGCCGCGCAGGAAGGACGUCUCCGACCAUGAACCGAGCUAUAUUUUAUCAGUUAUCCGGAGGUGUCGGUGCGCCACGCAGUGUCGCAGAACGCUCCAACAUGACCCUCUAAUCGCGAUAUCAUUAGUGUUACGUUUGCAUUUAUCUAGACUGAAAGCAACUUAGAUCUCAACAUAAGACUUAUUUUUACUAUUUUGCCUUAAUUUUAAGUGACCUUUUAAGUGACGUGUGGAUUUAAAUUUAAGUGCUGUGAAAAACUAAGAUUUUCCACUAGGAUUUCACGAUUUGGAUUUUUCUUCGAAUUUUCAUCGAUUUUUUUUUCUACUCAAUGGUACUCUUCCUCAAUACACUAAGAAAAUAAUGAAAGUUGAACAUUGAACAUUUUCAAAAGAUUAAUCAAAAUGAGACUCGCAAAUAGCGAAGAAGUACCAAGUACAACAGUGGUGGGCCGCAGCAACAACGCGAAUAGCCCUGAAAGACUCGGCCGGCUUACAGCAGUACCAGACUCAGGAGCCUACGAUGUAACACGCAUGCGUGAGGAAGAAUUUGAAAGGCUAACUGUGUACAUAGUCCCCGACGUACCAUGCGAAAGGGGAACAUUAAACAGAGCUGAAAAAACACUCCCGCGCAGUCUGACUUUACGACCAUCUGCAGUGCUAUCGACGCCAAAUACACCGACUGAAGGAGUAUGGAGCAUUGGUGUCAUACCACGGGGAACGCGCUUCGGGCCGUUUGAGGGAACUAGAACCCCAAAUAAACCUAACGACAAAAUUUCUUGGCGUUAUUACUGGAGAGUACAGGAAACUGUCAGACAUCAUACAUACGGAAAUAUUAAGAUAUUCAUAGAUAGUGAUUAUUAUUACCUGGAUGGGUCGGAUACAAGCGUCGCCAAUUGGAUGCGAUACGUCGCUUCCGCGUAUUCGCUCUCAGUAAUGAACCUCGUUGCUUGUCAGCACCAAGAACACAUAUAUUUCUACACUGUCAGGGACAUCAUGCCCAAUGAAGAGCUAAUGGUGUGGUAUUGUAAAGAUUUUGCAACGAGAUUAGGAUAUGACAUCGAUCCAGAAAGAGCUACAUACUCUAUAUGUAAAGAAGAAACUAUUAAGAAAGCAUACGGCCUGCCACCUGCGCCCGUACAUCCCGAAAUCGCUUUUAAUCAUAUGAAAUACGUACUUGGCUUGACCAAUGCUAAAGAACUACUAGAAACUGAAAUACCAAGUCGCAGGCGAAAACGUGAAAAUAGUGAUAAACAUGACAAUCAAAACGUUCUUAUCAGAGAAGAUCCACGUUGCAUUGCUAAAAAUGAGAGAACGAUAGUUCGGACUGACAUUUCUACAAAUAUAGUCCACAAUAGUGACACACCUAUUAUUAACGAACAGUCUGCAUCUGGAAGUCUACUUCCAGUUAAAAUGGCCCAUAGAGAAAACCCAACGCUAAUAAUACACCAGCAUAAAGAAAGCACUUCUCAAUUGGUAAUACACCAACUAGAAAACCCGAGACUUCAAAGUAACCGAUCACCCAUUCAAAGUCACCUACGUGAUGUUAGAGUUUCAUCACCUCUGACACACCAUCACGAUAAACCUGGAAACAAGUCACCUAUGUUGACUCACUGUGGUGGACCAUCAUACGAACAUCAACUAACUCCCAAUGAUGGAUCGGUGCGGUCUGACGAAGGCUAUCAUAGCAACGGAUACCAUGAUGAAUUCACACCACCGGAAGAUUCAAGUGAUUCCGAUGUUGAAAACUACGUUCUCGACUGUUCCAAUAAGACGAAUGAACCAAAAGAGACCGUCAUAGUACAAAAAAUGGAACAAGACAUGCAUCGUAAUGAAUACAGAAAAGUGAAAAUAAAAAUGCCAAGAGCAUAUCAAUAUCAAAACCAUAAAGACAUGGACUGUGAAAGUGAAACUGGGUUGGUUAUUGCUGAAGAUGUUCCAGACAAUAUGCCACAAAACUUGUCACCACCGAGAAGAGAUCCAGCGACUUCGACUGUUAUCGUAUUGGAGUCUUCACAAAAUACUGUUGUGCCCAUUAACAAGCCUUAUUAUGAAGAUGGUCCGCUUUCUCCUUCUCCACAACCAGCUUUUAUGAGGUAUUCGCCCCCUGAUACACGUAUUCUAGAAACUAUACUCACAGGAAACAGAAUAGACACCAAUAACAAUGACCCCACUCGUCGUCAACCCAAUGCAACCCCGCCACCUUCUUCGCCAACGGAAAUGGCCUACUCAUACAAGAAAAGCCAAAGAUAUGGUAACGCAUGCAGUCCCGACUCAAGCUCUAAUUUAACGCCCUUGCCAUCCUUACUGCCACUGCCUCAACAAUUACCUACUCCAAAUGCUGUUCCAGUUUACUCUGCAUCACCGCCUCACUCGAUACCCCACACAACGGAAAUACGUGAAAUCAGAGAAAUCAGAGAAAUUCGGGAAACUCGUUACGAGAGUCAUUAUCCCAAUUAUUCUUACAAUUUGUAUUCCCCGCCGAAUUCGACUAUCAUAACUCAGCUAGGAUCACCGCCGAAUACGUAUUCACCUACGGUCACGUCAACACAUCAGUACGAUAGAUCACAAAAUGGACAGAGUAAUCAUCACUAUCCGUCAUCAUCAACAAGUGUCAUUACACUUAAGAAUUGCUCACAAUUAAGUUUGAUUCAAAAUGGAAAUGUCGGAGGACAAGUACUUCCGCCGCAUGGGAGCGUGAGUCCCGAUGGUAGCUGUGGACUCAUGAUGUCACCGAUUAGUCCUAAUUCUCAAGCGUCUCGGGGGUACAGGAGCUUACCUUAUCCUCUAAAAAAGAAGGACGGAAAAAUGCAUUAUGAAUGUAACGUUUGUUGUAAGACUUUUGGUCAAUUGUCGAAUCUCAAAGUCCAUUUAAGGACACAUUCCGGAGAAAGACCGUUCAAAUGCAAUGUAUGUAAUAAAUCGUUUACUCAACUAGCUCAUUUACAAAAACAUCACUUAGUGCAUACUGGAGAAAAGCCACAUCAAUGUGAUAUUUGCAAGAAACGUUUUUCUUCUACAUCGAAUUUAAAAACACAUUUACGUCUCCAUUCAGGACAAAAACCUUAUGCUUGUGAUUUAUGUAUGCAAAAGUUUACACAAUUCGUUCAUUUGAAACUACACAAAAGACUUCACACUAACGAUCGUCCGUACGUCUGCCAAGGUUGUGACAAAAAAUAUAUAAGCGCAUCUGGUUUGCGAACACAUUGGAAAACAACGAGCUGUAAACCAAAUAAUAUUGAAGAAGUAUUGGCCAUCACAAACGCAGCUAACACUGAAUGCAUCGGUAACGUCGACAAAGACUGUCACGAAAGAGAGGGGCACGAUGCUUACGAGGUGCACUCUCCAUCACAAGGAGGGCUGGUGGGAGCCGGUGGGGCGCGUGUCGCAAUGUCACACAGUGAAGCCAUGCUGGGAGGGCACGCGCACACUACCAGACCGCACUUAGCGUCAGGACACGGACAAUUGUCGCCAGCCCACGGAACUCAAUACCGUCCCUUAGCACCUCCACCACCCCCUGAUCAUGAUCAACAGCAGCCGCAUUAUAAUUCAGCCGGAACCGAGCCCAGGCCUAGCGUUAUAGAAUCCAGCCAGCCACUCAUCAUAGAAUGCACCUGAGCUUGGAAACAGGAUCGCCGCCGCCAAAUCUAGCGUCGGAUAUGUGAUUCCCCGCCGCAGUGUGUGAUUCCAGUGUGAUCAAACAUAAGUAUUGUGUGAAACAUUAGUCGGGUAUUUUCACUCGGUUUUCCAAUGGCUAUGAGAUUAUGAAAUGAACUGUAAGUUGUAAAUUUGUAUAGUUGCUAGUAGUAAGCGCGAUGCGAUUAAAGUACUAAGUACUUGUAAAAAGGUUGAUCCCAUUUAAGGACAGAGUGUAUAAUUUUAGAAUGUAGAUACUAUGUCUUUGUGUAAAACAUUUUAAAAUAUGGUCGAUGUAUCGGCAGCCUUUUGUUUAAUUCUACUUAAUGCUCAAUUUUAUAUGUUUUUUUUUAUAAUCAAAUGUCUAUUGUAAAUAUUUUAGUGACAUCUUUUUUUUCUAUGUACAACAUUUGUAUUGAAAUAUAUAUAUAUUGGGCCCAUGCUUGUAACCAUGUUGGAAAACAAGUAGUAUCUGUCAGGGGCUUGUUUAAAUUUACCGAUUUAUCUCCUGGGUCAUCAUUAAUUUGUGUACAAAAACAUUUAUUCACCAAAGAACGGAAGAGCCGCACAAUUUAAUCCAAUUAGACUUCCUAAAACGUUGCUCUCGUGUCUUCGCAAUCAUAAAAAAAACAUUUCAAAAGAAAAUCAAAAUUAGUGUUAAGUGCCAAAAGCACGUUUAUAAUGUUUUAGGUUAUUUCAUAAAACUUUCGAUAGUAUUUAAAUUGUUGUUCCUAAUUAAUAAUCGGAUUGUAAGCGCAUGACAUAUGCAUCGACUUAAUUCUAAUAUUAAUUAUUAUACAUAAAUCGAGGAAAGUGUACAUUAUCCCUACGCUAGAACAAAUGGUGCUUCACAUAGUGGAUGAGUAGUCAUGUAUGUUAAAUGCUCCAGAGCCUUCGGGCACUAGCAGACUACUAAAUACUAUUAUUAUAGGGACAUUUAUCGGCAUAUUGACUAUUUUUACGGAUGCAAAGUUUAUCCACAAAAAUCACAAAUGAUUCAGAUCUACAUUUUUCAGAUGAGAUUUGUGUUACGAAGUGUUGAUAAACUGAAAUUAUACUUAAAUGCCUGUCAAUGUGCUGGUAAGAUUUUUCACCAAGUUUAUUUGUAUACUAUUGUAUAUUUCCAAGUUAUUAUGAUUCUCCUAUUCGAAAAGGCUGAGAUAAUUAAAAUUGUAAUGUGAAGUUUGGCGAACGUUAGAUAUAGUUUUGGAUUGCAUUGUUUUAAGCAUUGUUAUUAAAAUGCAAAUGCAAAAUAAUGUGAAUCAAAUAGAAGCUUUUGUAUAUUUCUAUUGUUUAUAGUAUUUUACACGGGAUCCCUUGUAGAUAUAAUGGCAAGAAUUUGUAUUUAACACAUUUUUACAGGGCGCCAAUUUUGCAACACAUCACAUGAAAUAGUUUUACUCUAUUACUUGAAUAUUUCUACUUAACACGUUCUAUAUAACUAACUAUACUUCGAAAUCAAUAUGUCUAAAUGACAUACACUAAUUCAACAAAGGACGCACUAUGAUUGCAUUUGCAACUGUAAACUUUACUCGUAUUUCUCAAAUAAAACAAGAAAAAUGCACUGGAAUUGCGUGCUUGUUUCUGUUAAAUAGAUUUUGCUUCGUAAAGCUAAAAGUUUAUCUGAAAUAAGAAACAUCCACGUGAUUCUGCAUUAUUGUGUAUUUUAAAUACGUGUAGCCAUAAUUUUUUAAAUUAAGGUCUAAUCUUCCAAUCUAAGAUUAGCUAGUACCUGGUGUUGUGUUCAAUACAAUAAAAAUUCGUCAAUAUACUUUUAACUUACAGCCAUUUAUUUUCAUUCAAACUUAUAAAAUAAGCAGGGUUUUCUAUUACGCGUUGUAUACUUUAGGUCAUAACUCGAGGAAGUUUUCUGUAGCCAUUCUUUCUAAUAAUUACUAUAAUUAAUUAAAACAUACAUUUCCUCAAGUAGCUUUUUCAUGUGAAUUUCUUCACGGUUUUUUAUCUACAGAUUAGAUUUUAUUAAUUGUUAUUAUUCCAUAAAUAUGUCUAUUUUCCGUUCUGUGGAAUUACUUUAAUAGUAUUUCGAUCAAUACUAUCGCUUAAUGAAAUGGGAAUAGGAUACAUUUGUUGGGUCUUAUAUUGUGUAGAAUCUAUUUUUGUAUUAACUUUCAUAAAUACGUAGAAAUGUUUGAAAUUUAACCAUUCUAAAGUUAAAAGUUUUAUCUUAACUCGACAAUUUACUGCAAACGAUCAUGUAAUGAUGUUAAUGAUAAAUGUUGAUGUCGAAUGUAAGUUAAAAAGUUCUAUUGUUUGAAAUACCGUAAAAAGCAGACAGGUACUGAGCUAAACUCCGUUGUAAAUAAUUAUGCAAAAGAAUACAGAAUUUGACAAUUUUAAAUGUAGUCCUAAAGUAAUAAAGUAAAAUUUUAUUGGUUAUAUUAUAUUCUGACCCUCACGAAAAAUAUAGAACUUAAUUAUUAUUAUCGUCAAUACAUUAAUCAAGGUACACGAAAUUAAACAAUAAUAAUAUCAGUAAAUAUUUAAUUCAGCUAAUGUUUGUACCUAUUGCAUACACAUUCGUCUAUAUUUAAAUAAAAUAUAUUGCGUAUAAUAAAUACUACAUUGUAAUAAUCAUCUAUACAUGUACCUAUUGUAAAGGCAAAUAAUUUUGUACACCUUGAACGAUUCUUUUUCAACACCAAAUCCAUUACAAACAAAAUUUGAAAAUUGAAA